AUGGCGUCUAUAAUACUCAGGAGAGCUCUAACGCCUCGCCUGCAUCAUGUGGCGUUUAAGCCAUUUGCAGGUGUGAGGUGUUUGGCCGACAAGGCUGGGCCGGUUCCGGACGAGACAAAGCAGGAUCACCUCAAGUAUCUAUCACAGUUUUAUUCGCCUGAACUGCUGGAGUCAAUCAAAAUUGCCGAAUCGACCGUCAGUCCCGAGCAGUGGAAGAGCAAAAAGCCAAACACCAUUGAGUUUGCACCAAAAUACCUGGACGAUUUGAGCAAGUACGAUGAAUUCUGGGACAAAGUGCCAGAUGAGAAGUUGCAACAAGAGCUUAUUGACUACGAAAAGCCUCUUUAUCCACAAAGGAGCAUGCCCCAGGAAGGCCUGAUUUUGGAGAACUUGUCAGAGGAUCCCUUAUCGACAUUGGCUAUGAAUCUAUACUUGAAGUUUGGUCUGGACCCCAACUCGGUCAAGGACUUGCACUUCCGUGUGCUGCAGAUAAAAUUCGUCAGCAACCAGACAGGUAACGGAAAGAUCGGAUCUUAUUAUGCCAUUGGUGUUGUGGGAAACAAGAACGGAAUGGUUGGGAUUGGAGAAGGCAGAGACCUCGAGAAAAUCGAAUCUGCAGUGCUCAAGGCCAGGUGGUCUGCCAUUAAGAACAUGCAAAAGGUGGAAAGACUCGAGAACCGUACGAUCUAUGGAGCUGUCGAGUCCAAGCUCGGAUCGAGUAUCGUCAAGUUGCGCUCUGCUCCUCCAGGUUCUGGGUUGAGAGUCAACCCUGUGGUCUUCGCGAUCUGCCAGUGUGCUGGAAUCAAGGAUCUUGGAGGAAACGUCUACAGGUCCAGGAACAAAAUGAACGUGGCGAAGGCAGCUUUCGAUGCGUUGACCAAACAGGUGAGUCUGGAGGAGAUUGCUUCUAGAAGAGGAAAGAAGGUUGUCGAUCUCCGCAAGACGUACUACUCUGCUGCGUAG
Molecule: messenger RNA, 963 nt
Organism: Kuraishia capsulata CBS 1993
Lineage: Eukaryota; Fungi; Ascomycota; Pichiomycetes; Pichiales; Pichiaceae
Exons: 1
Coding region: 1-963 (320 amino acids)
Biological process (GO): translation
Cellular component (GO): ribosome
Molecular function (GO): structural constituent of ribosome; RNA binding
Source: RefSeq, a predicted model, not a curated record